GUCGAUACGCGGACCACGGUGAUGAUCAAGAACAUUCCCAACAAGAUGACCGACCAAGAUCUUCUCUCCUACAUCGAAGACGUUUGCCCGCGGCGCAUCGACUUCCUUUAUCUGCGCAUGGACUUCCAGAACGGUUGCAACGUCGGCUACGCGUUCGUCAACUUCAUCACCGUUCAGGACCUCCUGCAGUUUGCCAAGGCAAGGCUGGGUAUCAAGUGGAACAUGUACUCCAGUGAGAAGGUUUUGCAUAUGAGCUACGCCAACUACCAGGGAAAGGAAGCCCUCAUCGAGAAGUUCAGAAAUUCGUGUAUCAUGGACGAACGCGAGGCGUGGCGU
Messenger RNA from Punctularia strigosozonata HHB-11173 SS5, 336 nucleotides. RefSeq names its product RNA recognition motif 2. Gene Ontology annotation, molecular function: RNA binding. The transcript is spliced from 4 exons. NCBI's taxonomy places the organism in Eukaryota, Fungi, Basidiomycota, Agaricomycetes, Corticiales, Punctulariaceae. The record is from RefSeq and is a predicted model, not a curated record. The annotation marks the transcript as partial.